UCCUCGGGUCGAGGGUCUGGCCCAAUGUUUUAGAAAAUACUUGAUUUACGGUAUAUUUUGGUGGUCAGAAAUGUCAGAUGGUGUUGUGUGCAGGUGGUGGUGAUUCUAGGCUCGGAUGCACCCUGGCUACCCAGAUUUGGCAAAUGUGGCAAGUGUGCAUGGGUGAAAUGUGAUGUUCAGAGCAGGCAAUACUACUGUUUGCCCGCCGCUGUGUUUCAUACACCCGUGUGAACACAGCACAGCGUGCUUGGUCCGCUCACUGGUCUUGGAAUUGGUAAAAAAUAUAAUUCGAGUCAAUAAUGAUGCUAUAUCUUUAUAUCCACGUCCAGUAGCAGUCAGCUAGGGGCGCCUUGAGACACUGGGCCUUUGGUUAGUCUAGAGCGCGACAGUGGCUGCUUGCUGGAAGCGGGAGAGGAACCAGAGUGUGUGUGACUCCACCAGUAGGUCACCGGCAGUCUUAGGUCGUCACGGGUCACAACUGCUCAGCCUCGUGACCCAACCUCCCCUCGAAGUGGAGGGAAAUACUGAAAAUUGUGAAGGUAAAAUGACACGCUCGCGAAGUUGUGUCCUGGUGAAAGUAAGCCGUUUGUACAGUUGUCGGUGGCGGGGCUUUGUCUUACAUAGAGAGUAUUGCCUUCCAGGUGUUUAUAUGUGUAGAGUGAGGGAGACGGCAGGUACAGAGCACAAGUGUUUAAGAGACGGGAGCGCUAAACGGUGCAAGAUGGCGGUGUGAGGUGGGUCUGGGGUUUCCCUAGGCCCAGUGUAAGACAUGCGGGCGUGCGGCGGCGUGGACAUGGGCGGCCAGUAGUGUGCAGUAGGUGAACGCCGCCGCCCACCAUGAGCACCGGGAAUCUGUCUGUGGUGGGGACGCCGCCCUCCGACGCCCCCGCUGCCCCCGGUGCUCUGGCCAAACUGUCCGGACUCCACGAGUGGCUGUCCCUGGAGAACCGGCGAGUGAAGCAGUGGUGGUCGACGCGCUCCGGCACUGACCUCCACAGGAUCUACGUCAAUCAGCUCCAAGACACUGAUGAGUUGCGGUCGCAGUUGAACGAGCAGCUGCGAGCGCUUGACGGGCGGGUGGACACCCAGACGGCGUUGGUGAAUGAGCUUCAAGACUGGUUUAGGCGGCGGGCCGAGCUCCACCAAGACUAUGCCACCAAGCUCGAUAAGUUGGCCAAGUCUCUCCAAGCCAGGCAUAAGGAACAGAGGGUCAAACGUGAACAGCUGCAUUUGUUUAGUGUGUACAGUUGUUGGAAUUCUUUGGUAAACCAGACAAGGAAAGAUGCACGGGACCAGGCUGCCAUGGCUGAUGUCUACCUCAACAAUAUCAUUCCCAGAUUUACCCAAGUCCAGGACGAUGUACAGAGAAUUUACAAAAGGUGUCGAGAAAUUGGGUACGAGAGUCAUGAAGAGCUUUUGAAGGUAUUGCAUGAACUGCAUACCACCAUGCGCACGUACCACACAUACCAAACAGAGUUUAAGAAUGCAGAAACAAAGUUGCGUAACUUUGAGGCUCAGAGAAGUAAACUGGAGCAGGCUAUACCCAAGGAGAAGCUGGAGAAGAGCAAGAAGUUUAGGGUCAUUGAAAAGGAAAUUCAGAAGCGGAGUAACAAAUACAUGGAUGCUAAGCUGAAGGCUCUGAAGGCUCGAAAUGAAUAUAUUCUUUCUAUGGAUUCUGCUAAUGCUGCCAUUCAUAAAUACUUUGUGGAGGAUCUCUCUGACAUUGUUGAUUGUAUGGACUUUGGGUUUCACAGCAGUAUAGCCAGAGCCCUUCUUACCCAUGUCUCUGGGGAGGAGUGUCUACGAAGGAGCUUGCAGAGUGGUAUUGAUGAGCUCAAUAAGUCUAUAAACAACCUUGAUUCCCGCUUGGACAAACAAAGGUUCCUAGAAUUCAACAAUGCAGCCUUCAUGCUUCCUAAGAAAUUUGAAUUCCAAGGACACAAAGGGGACGAGUAUGUGGCAGGCACUGUUACCCCGCAGUGUCAGACUCAUGAGGAUUCCAAUACAACACAGGUGAACCAGGUUGUGGUCAAUAGACAAGUACAAGAGGAGAUGGAAAAGCGCUAUGCUCACCUUGUCUCCAGACUCACAAGCCUCAAAACAGAAUCUGAAGAAACUUGGAAGACCAUAGAGACAGCUGAAAAGACGUUGAUGGAGAUGAUCAACCAGCGGGACUAUGAUUGUGCUCACUAUUUCAUUGAUGAGCCUCGGCCUGACAACAAGCAACCAGAGUCGAUGCUCAUCAAAAUGAAAGCUGACAGACAAGAAACAGAAGAUUUUUAUCUCAGUAAAUUUCGUGAAUACACUCUUGGAAGCAACCUGAUCACUCGAUUACAGGCUCGGUAUGAACUUAUGCGAAAGGCUCUUGGUGAUGAAACACAAACCACCUCUUCUCCCACACCAACAAGAAAUCUAGUGAACAAACCUCGGCGUCGUCGCAUUGGGCGGAACCCUCUGAUGGGUCAACCCAAAUUAUUUGGUGGAUCACUAGAGGAGUACCUGGAAGCCACUGGACAGGAUAUACCACUCAUAAUGAAGUCCUGCAUUAGGGUCAUCAAUCUAUAUGGACUGCACCAUCAAGGUAUAUUCAGAGUAUCUGGCUCCCAGGUGGAAAUAAACAACUUCCGUGAAUCCUUUGAAAGGAUGGAGGACCCUCUGGCAGAUGUGACAGAUGCUUCAGACAUCAACAGCGUAGCAGGAGUUCUCAAGCUGUAUCUGAGAGAACUCCGAGAGCCUCUCUUUCCCACCGUCUUCUUCGAUCAGUUCAUGGAAAUUGCUCCACUGGAGAAGAAGCAUGACUUUGUUGUGAAGAUGAGGGAUGUAGUGACAAGUCUUCCCCGACCGGUGUUUGUCGUCAUGAGGUACCUCUUUGCAUUCCUUAACCACCUGUCUGAGUUCAGUGAUGAAAACAUGAUGGAUCCCUACAACCUUGCCAUCUGCUUUGGUCCAACUCUGGUGCCGAUACCUGAAGACAAAGAUCAGGUCCAGUACCAGAAUUUGGUUAACGAGUUGAUCAAGAAUAUAAUCAUCUUCAGUGAGGACAUCUUCCCCAGUGAUGGUGGUCAUACCUAUGAGAAAUACAUCUCACGAGACUCUAUAGACCUGGAAGCUGAAGUGGGAGAUGCACCAUCAGAGGCUCAUGAUGAUGUUGACUCUGAACCAGGCCAGUCGGAGGAUGAUUCAGUAUUUAGAGACAAAGACAUAACGCUUCAGAUAUUUGGAAAAAGUGAAAUCCUGGAAGCCAUUGCACAGUUUGACUUCCUGGCUCGCUCGGAACGUGAGCUGAGCUUCAACAAGGGAGACGUUUUGGUCCUUCAUUCUCAGGUGUCCAGUGAUUGGUGGAGAGGCUCGUUUCAAGGCAAGCAGGGCCUCAUACCGGACAAAUAUAUCCUUCUCAAGAUCAGAGAUGAAGACAAGGAUCGUCUCAGUGACCGUGGUGCUGCUGAAGUGUUACGGAGACGUGCAUCCUCGUCCUCGGAGAGCAUUCUGUCAUCUUCCACUCAACAAUCCUCUGAAGGAGUAGCUAGGCCAACCUCUCAUAAUGGGGCAGCCCAAGCACCCCUCUCACCAUCUCCAGCAUCAAUGCAAAGCCAAGACUCGUGUGCCAGCCCAGUGAGUCGUGAUGGCCUUGGAGGAGCCUCGUCCUCGCUAGGGCUAGACUCUGGCGGGGUAUCGGACGGGGCACAAGCAGACGGGGCACGCCCAACCUCACCGCUGCCGAGCACCCCAGGGCAGGCCUCCCACUCCCCCACCCCCCCACACUCCCUUCAACACGGGGCUUGUCUCUCCCUCUCAGAUGUGUCGAGUAUCGUGUCUGUCCAGGAGGAGGCAGGGGAGUUCCUCGGUAGUGAAUGCUCUCUGCAGAUCACCAUGCAGGGUGAAAGUGGAGGUGUUGCCCCCACCUCCCCCAAUUCCACCCAACCCACCCAGCACUCUUCAUGCCCCUUCUUUGAGUCGGUGACCCAGCCUAUGGCCCCUGCAUUGGUGGCGGAAGCAAAUGAAGGGGUCAAGAUGGAGGAGUCUCCGAAGGGCAAAAACAUGGAGCAGUUAAGCAUCAGUUUGAUCAAUUCCUCUACCAGUGACUCCAUGAGUGGGGGGUCAUUGUCUCGUAGUAUGUUAGAAGUACGUGAUGAUGGAGGGUAUCGUGCUGAGGGGAACUCGUGGGAGCAGAGACCUCGACGCCCCUCCCAAGGUUCCAACCUUUCUUCUAGCAGUUCUGAAGAACGUCUCAAUUAUCCUGCGCCUCGUACAUUCUGGGAACGACGAGGUAAACCUAAGCCUGUAGCUGGAGCUCCAGAUUUAGUAAUGGAUCUGCCAGUUACUCCAUUAUCGUCUUCCCCCAAAGAACAAGGUGGCAUCAGUCCCAGAUUGCGCCGUACCCACCUUCAUCGUGAGAGCCAAAGUUAUGAUGGUUCUUCCUCAUCUGGGGGUUCAUCCCCUGGUACUCAAUCUCCUGAUAUGACUGCAGGUGAGGUUUUUGCCAAACAAAACCAGUGUACAUUGAAGAAAACUCCGGCCCUUAAAUCUUUUGGUGGAUAUAGUACAGAUGCACAAACUCAGACAAUUGUUCCAGUUAAAGUAACAUCGUCCCUUAGCCUAAUUAAAAAAAACAGUGAUGCCACCGAGUUGAGGAUAACAGAAGGAGAGGAAUCGUCAGUAUCCAGUAUUGUACGUAGUUUAGACAAUGUGAUGCAACAACUAGACUCGGAGAUGCGAAGUGAACGCACUGAAGUGUCCUCUGAAGUUCGAGUUGAGGUACGGUCAGGUUCAGAAAAACCACAGGAAGUAACGGUGGCACCAUCAACUCCGAAGCUAGCUGCAAGAUACCUACAGGCUGUUGCAGCAUCAACAGGUGGAUCGACUCCAGCAAUGAAACCACCUGUUCGAGUAAAGCCUUCCGUACUUAAGAAACCAUCAUUAACGAGAGGAUCGCCUGAACCUGACCCACCAAAAUAGAUCAUUGGGGUAGAUCAGAACAUUUUAUAUAACUUUGUUUAACCAAUUCAAACAUUGACUUCAAACAGGGAAAUGGGCCUUAUUGAAAUUAAAAUUGUUAUAUUCGAUCAUAUUUGUGCAGUGUAGAUUAAGUUCUAGUUCUGUUGAUAACUGUUAUUAGGCCAUACAAUAUGUGGAAGAUUUGUACAUGAAAUGCACGAGUUAUCUUUAACUGGAAUAUAUUUUAGAUUCAACCAAUGUUAUUUGAAUGGUGUGACAAUCUUUCUCCAAAAAAUUCUAGUUAAACAAUGUAGGUAUAAGUAUUUCAUGACAGAAGGAACCAUAUGUUACAAUGAAAAAUUGCAUUUAGUGUGCCUCAACAUGUGGAAAGCAAAGCAAUGGUGUGUUGUGUCCACAUUUUAGAUUUUAGAUUUAAUGCAUUAAAUUUAAUUUGAUAGCGAAUCUCCUUAUUCAGACAAAUUAUUUGUGACACUUCCCUAAAAUUAAAAAAAAAUUAAAAUACACAGCACGAGAACCAGUGAAGGAAUAUUUGUGGGAAAUAUGCUGCUGUAAACAUAUUGCUCAAGGUGAUGGUGCACAUGACAGACACCGACUCUUCCGAUGCAUUUACUUAGCCCAGCGGUAUUUGGGGCACCUUCAGCCUUCAGUCAACUGAGCUUCACAACGCUCAGUUGAUUAUUGUGACUCAAAGUUACUUAAUGGUUCAAAAAAAAAAAAGGUUUGAAUUUGCCAGCAUUGAAAUGUUGGACAGUGUAUUAGUAUUCAGUGACCAUUUCAAGAAGUAAUGUUUGUAUACAUUGAAGAGGAUUAUGCAUAUCAUCCUGCCUGCUUGUAUGCACUAGUCAGGAGAUACACACCUAGUCAGUCUUUUCCUGGCAAGUUUAGAUGAUCUGGUUUUGUAAGUGAACUUUUACAAACAUUUCUAUAUCUGACAACAUACCACUAUGGGUCUUUUUUUUUUUUAUUACAUAAAUUCUGAAUUGACUGAAGUGCAUUAUUGCCAGAUGGUUUCAGUGGUGAUUUUGAGUGGUGCUUCCUAAGUGCUGAUGUGCUGGAAAACUCAUCCCAGUAUUGACAUUGGGUGCUGAAGGAGUUACUUGGAAAGAUGAGAGCUCGAUAUAUAUGUUGAUGAUCAUUCCUGUAAAUAAAUAGUAAUGAAAAUGAUAUUCGAGGAAGGUGGAACUAUGGCAUAAGGUGACUUGUGGUAGUGUUGCACUAGGAAUGCCAAAAUGCUUCAUACUUCUGAGCUUACUGAAAUUCCAGGAAACUGCUCAUCCGACUCACAUUUGUAAAGAUACCAAAUGGAUAUUAAGUUGUAAAUGACUAGUUUAUAGUGAAGCAUGAAGCACACUUAUGUGAUACAUGAUAAAGGACCAAACAGCUAAAUGCUUAUUUUCCUAUACUGUACAAGUACUGUAGUGACAGAAUCAUUAUUCUUGUGGCCCAAACAUUCGGUGGUUUUGGGGUCCUUUGCAGAUAAUCGAAUUUUGACUCUGAAAUCCUCAUUGUAAAUAUAUGUAUUAUUUUCCUUUUCCCAAAAUACAUGACACAAGGGCACAUUUGAAGCAAACUUUAAGUGUGUCUUGGUAGGGAAUGGGAGUAGUGGAGGGAAGUGUAGAAUUCAUUUUAAAUUGUGAGGGGAAAGUUGUAUUCUAAGAUCUUUCAUCAGUGAAGAAAAUAAAUCUUUACCCUAAUAUAUGAAACAGUUGUGUUGCCAGAUGUGAAAAUUUAUUAUAAUUCUCUUGUUUUUUUCCCCUCAUCCCUGGGGACCUGGGAAUUGUCAGGUUGUGUUUUUCUUGUGUUGUCAGCUCAAAUAUGUAAGUAGGAGACAUAGAUGAGGUAAUGUUGCUGUUAUCCAUGACCUGAUGAGUGUUAUGACAAGCUGUUUAUAUUUGGAAUACAGCAGCGAGAUAAAUUGUACGUUAAACACUUAAUGCGUCAUGCUACAUUGUCAGGAAAAAUAUUUAAUACCAUUCAAAGGAUGCCAUGUAGGAUGUAUUAGUACAGCUAUAUUCAGAUUUAUUACGAGAAAUUUAAAAAUAUAUAGAUUUUUUUUCUAUUUGUAUGUGCAUCUGGUAGUACUUGGAUAUUACUUGGUAGCAUUAAUGAUUAUUCAUCAUUUCAUUAAGAGAAAAUUUAUUAAUAGAUACAGUGUACAAAGGUGUUUUUUAGUUAGUAUAUUAUUUACCUCUUCACUUCCACUGUUAGAUUUGUUAUGAUAGUAUUGUAGCAUGGCCAGUGUUCAUACAUAUGUUAACUUGAAGUAAACUGCUCAUUAUGGGUUAAGCAAGCAACAAGGAAAUAGAAUUAAAAUACAGAUCUGAUAAAUAUUAUCCUAUAUUUCUUACACCAUUAUGGCCAUAAAUAUUAUUUCAUGGGAGUGAAGAGGGGAGAACAGAUUCCAUUUCUAACUUGUCUUCCGGUCCAGGAGUAUGAGUUUCUCAGGAGUAAUGGGGCGAGAAAUAUUAAUAUUUCUUACAGUUGUUUUGUCAGUAUGCCUUGCCUUAGAUACACUUAUGGAACCUUAGCUUUGGAGAUCACCGGCUUCACAGUGGUGACGUUUAUGGAAGAAGUAAUGCUGUUUGGCCCCCCCCCCUGCCCGAGGAAUUAAUUUUGUAUGAAAUUGUACUGUUGAUUUAUAUAAUAUUUAUGAACAUUGCCAAGGGUAAGCUAUACCCAAUUCAGAGGUUCAUAUUUUUAAAAUGACAGCAAUUAGCAGAAUAAGUGGUGUAUGGCAUUCUCUUGGUUUAUUGUAAAUUCUGCAGUUGAUGGAAUAGGUAAUUUCCAGUUUUCCAGUGUUAUGCCUCUGGACGUAUUUGGAAUGGGUCGCUGUGAUUUCCAGGUUUGUACAUCUGGGAGGGUUCAGUGAGAGCAUGGCAUUAAUCCAGAGAAUCUCUUGUGACAACAUAAUAUUUGGUUCCAAAGUUUGAUGCUGCAUACAAGCAUGUGUACAACACAUGUUCAAAUUCCAAGUUGCUAUGUUUUUCAGUGUCUUCAUUUAUGUAAGAGCAUUUAUACCAGAUGAGAAAAACAUUGCUUUUAGUGAAUAUAAAGUUAUUAUAAUAAUGUUAAUGUUAAUAUUGUAACAAUUCAGCAAUUUUUGAAUUAUGAAGAUUAUAAGAUGCAUAUUUUUACUAUUACUUUGCUGAUAAUUCAAUAAUAAUAGUGUUGGUAACAUGUAUCUAUGAUUGCUAUCUUCAGAAAGGUUUCUAUUACUUUAUUUAGAGAUCACUUCAACUGUGGCAUAGACUUUUGAGUAGACAAUUGCCCUUUCACAAGAUGAGACUGAUAGUGUGGCCCUGGUCUUGUGUGAGAGGUGGUUGCAGUAUGAGACUGACGGUGUGGCCCUUGUGUCUUAUGUGAGAGGUGGUUGCAGGAUGAAAGACUGAUGGUGUGGCCCUUGUGUCUUGUGUGAGACGUGGUCGCAGGAUGAAAGACUGAUAGUGUGGCCCUUGUGUCUCAUUGUCUCUGGUGGUUUUGUUUUCCCACUUUUCAUCUGCUUUUUUGCUCAUUUUCACGUGACUUGUCGUCUCCUUUCUGUAUUUACAUAUUUCGUUAUGAGACUACAAGUAUUGAAUUGUACUAUUUUACUUGCAGUGUUAAAAAAUAAUAAAAUAUUUUGAAAGUAA
This is a messenger RNA of Procambarus clarkii (red swamp crayfish), 8585 nucleotides long. Its product is annotated as SLIT-ROBO Rho GTPase-activating protein 1. Gene Ontology annotation, biological process: signal transduction; negative regulation of cell migration. Gene Ontology annotation, molecular function: protein binding. NCBI's taxonomy places the organism in Eukaryota, Metazoa, Arthropoda, Malacostraca, Decapoda, Cambaridae. The record is from RefSeq and is a predicted model, not a curated record. Gene Ontology annotation, cellular component: cytoplasm.